CAUCUGCAAAUCCUCGACUAUAUAAACCAGAAUAGCUAAUCAAAACUCAGGAGAUUGAAGAGUGCCACUUAGCCCAUUAGCCACCUUUAAAGAAUUUUGUAACCAAUUUCUGAUGUCUACUCCUCCUAAAAUCCGAUACAUCUCAGAGUGCUUUAUCAAACCACAGUAUGCCUUAGAAGAAUCAAAGAGGCCCUUCUACCUGUCACCAUGGGAUCUUACCAUGCUCUCUGUACACUAUAUCCAGAAGGGUCUUCUUUACAACAAACCUCUUUCAGCAGAUGCCCAAGAAGACUUCAUCAAGUCUCUAUUGGACAAGCUUAAGCAGUCCCUCUCUGUGGCCCUUGUCCAUUUCUACCCACUUUCAGGCCGCCUUGUGACACAAAUAAAUGAAAACCCACCUUCAAGCUUGGUUUUUGUUGACUGCAGUAACAGCCCUGGAGCCAAAUUCAUCUAUGCAGCUCUAGACAUGACUAUAUCUGAUGUCCUUUCUCCCAUUGAUGUACCAUCAAUCGUUCAAUCCUUUUUUGAUCACGACAGGGCGGUCAACCAUGACGGUCAUACCAGGCCUUUGCUUACAGUUCAAGUAACAGAACUUAAAGACGGCAUCUUUAUAGGAUGUUCCAUGAACCAUUCUAUUGUUGAUGGAAGCUCUUAUUGGCAAUUCUUUAAUGCUUGGUCUGAGAUUUUUCAGGCACAGGGAAAUAACAUCUCUCUAACACGCCCGCCUAUCCAUAAGCGAUGGUUUCCUGAUGGUGGUCCAAUCCUCAAGCUUCCUUUUAAACACCAAGAUGAGUUCAUUUCCAGAUUUGAAGCACCAAAACUCAGAGAGAGAAUGUUCCACUUCUCUUCGGAAUCCAUAGCAAAACUCAAAGCAAAAGCCAAUUCAGAAUCCAAUACCAACAAAAUCUCUUCCUUUCAGUCCUUGUCUGCACUUGUCUGGAGGUGCAUAACGCGUGCACGCCAUCUACCACAUGAUCAGAUAACUCAUUGCAGGUUGGCCAUAAAUAACAGGGCAAGGAUGGAGCCACACUUGCCUAAUGAUUACUUUGGGAACUCAAUUUCCGCUGGGGCAGCAGUAACCACAGCUGGUGAAUUGCUUGAACAUAGUCUUGGAUGGGCGGCGUGGAAGUUGCAUGAGCUUGUGGCUAACCACUCUGACAAGGUUGUGCGUGGCUGGCUUGAUAACUGGCUGAAGUCUCCCUUUGUUUACCAACUUGAUCGGAUGUUUGAUACAUGCAGUGUAAUGAUGGGAAGUUCACCCAGAUUCAACAAGUACGGGAAUGAAUUUGGAAUGGGGAAAGCAGUGGCACUUCGCAGUGGGUAUGCAAACAAGUUUGAUGGGAAAGUUUCAUCAUACCCAAGUAAAGAAGGAGGAAGCAUUGAUUUGGAGAUGUGCCUUCCGCCGGAUUCAAUGAGCGCUCUUGAGUCUGAUGAGGAGUUCAUGGAUGCUGUCUCUUUGUCCCACCAGCUGCACUAGUUUCCAAAGCUCUACGCUGCAGAAAACCAAGCCAAAUCUGUCAUUUGUGAGGAAAGAAAGCAAUACAUAUUUGUAAGUGUCUAAGCGUUGCAGUUAA
Molecule: messenger RNA, 1574 nt
Organism: Quercus lobata
Lineage: Eukaryota; Viridiplantae; Streptophyta; Magnoliopsida; Fagales; Fagaceae
Exons: 1
Coding region: 113-1477 (454 amino acids)
Source: RefSeq, a predicted model, not a curated record